UGUAAUUGAUACCCAUAACUUUAUUAGUGUCUAGGUCAGCCAGCAGCCCUUAACUCGUUUCAAACUGGACCAGCUCUUAUAGAGAAGGUAAAUAAGUUUGUGCAUGAUGACACUGCUGACUAGGGAGGAUAUAUCUCGUGUGUUUUGGGAGCCGUACAUUAUAACAGGUUACAGGCAGACCAACACCUCUUUCUAUCAAUGCAUCAAGUACAUGUUUACGCUGCACAAUGACUGGGGUAACUUCUGGACGCACUUCAUACCCUUUUGGGCGUGGCUGUAUUGGCUAUAUCGACUCUCCUACUCUAUUGAUUUCACCGAUCCUUUUUGGUAUCCAUUAUUAGCUCUGUGGGCUGGCGGUUGUGCUUAUGCAUUCUGUUCUAGCAUGGCUCACGGGUUUGCAUGCAAGUCCCUCUUCACUCGUCAGGUAUGCUUCAUGAUUGACUAUCAUGGCAUCAGUCUGUACGGGUUUGGUGGUGGAGUUGCUUAUUAUUUUUACGAGAGACCGUCAGAUGUUCGUUUUUUUGAGUACACUCGUAUGUUCAUGGCUCUUAACAUUCUCAUUUCCCUCAAUGCUACCUUUUUGUGCUCUCUCUCCCGUUUCUAUCUCGAGAAAUAUCGCUAUCUCUUAAGAGCUGGUGCUUUUAUUUUGCCAUAUUGCUUUGGCUGCUUUCCUUUCUUUUGUCGUUUCACUGUUUGCGUUUUAUCCGGCAAGGAAUGUCUCCCAGAGACGCUUCAUCUUCAUUUCUUUGCUUUCUUCAUAUCACACGUAAUGGCUGGUUUCUUUGUGAGCAAACUCCCCGAGCGAUUCUUCCCAGGAAAAUUUGACUAUUUCUUUCAGAGUCACCAGUUGUUUCAUAUCACAGCAGUAAUGCUCACAUCAGUCCAGUUUUUGAUGAUGCCUCAUGAUGCAAUGGUUAGGCUCCCAUUUCUGAGUCAAGACCUUGUUGUGGUACCAACUUUUUAUAAUACACUUGCUCCUUUCUUGUUUGUUUUUGUCGCUGGUUUUAUGAUUGUGGGUGUCCUGGGGUAUCUUGUGUACAGAGGUGUACUUGUCAGCAACAAAGGACAUGAUGACAAGAAAUCCAAGUGAUUCAACAUUUCUGGAGCUUUUAUUGAUUGCUAUUAUUUAUUUUCAAUUUCUUUUAUUUAUUUUAUCUGUUGUAUCACAGGGACUGCAAUUAUGAUGUUUUUGAUUAAUACUUUAUUUCUUUAUGAUGCAAAUUAAUCUUUCUUUGGUAA
Molecule: messenger RNA, 1239 nt
Organism: Amphimedon queenslandica
Lineage: Eukaryota; Metazoa; Porifera; Demospongiae; Haplosclerida; Niphatidae
Product: progestin and adipoQ receptor family member 6-like
Exons: 2
Coding region: 104-1090 (328 amino acids)
Cellular component (GO): membrane
Molecular function (GO): signaling receptor activity
Source: RefSeq, a predicted model, not a curated record